Molecule: messenger RNA, 1368 nt
Organism: Striga asiatica
Lineage: Eukaryota; Viridiplantae; Streptophyta; Magnoliopsida; Lamiales; Orobanchaceae
Source: the annotation of a GenBank genome assembly
AUGUCCGAAAGAGGUCAAUGUAAUCGAACGACUAAAAGGAGAGGGUCGACGAAGUUGAGGCGAAGCGAAGUUCAGUCAAUCAAGGUCACUCGACGCGAAAGGAGAGAUCUUACCCUCCACUCCUCGGAACACCAACCAGGAGAAGCAGUGAAGCUUCGUAGACAACAAGACGGCUCGCUCAGUGCUUACGAACGAAAAGUCUUUGUCGCGUCAGCGAUUGGAAAGACUUGCACGGUUCAGCGAAUCACUAAUCGAGCUCUAUCAGACCCCAUCUAUGAAAUAAUGGUCGGCUACUCCCAUCCCAGGUUCGGCAACAUGAAAGGUUUCAUCUUAACUCUACGUAACAGAGUUCGGCAGGAAAGCGGCAAUUCAAGUGAGCGACUAUACGCCUGGCACCACAGGAAGAUAUGGCACCAACGACUCAAUGAAAGGAGCUACUUGAACCCCCAGGCAUACGGCCAACCAUGGCUCGAUAUAAUUGACCUCUUGAUUGCCCUUCUAAAUAAGACAUUUCUUGGAGAUUCUCGGUUGGUUACGGAGCUAGAGCUUCAACUGGUACUGAAAGAGCUGAGACUGAUGUUGCAGUUACGAUAUCUGGAGCUGAUAUCUCUUAAAGUGACUGGUUCGGCUCCAAGCUUAGAUGACGAGGCUGAAACUGGAGCUGAUGUACUUGCUGUUUCCGGUCUACUUUCAGUUGCUGAAACUGAAGGAACUGCUGGGGAUAGGACUGAUGUCUCCGGAUAUAAAGAAGAUCGGCCUAAGAAAGCUGAUCAAGCGCCUAUUAUCAUAAGAGAAGAAAAACCGGGAUGUCCGUCUGUCAGCUCGAGCCAGGAGCCAAUGCAUCUCUCAGUAGUGCUCCGAAAUGGAGUCGAGAGGUCGGUAAACCGGAUAGGCUUGGAAAAGAAAAAGAAGUGGCGCUAUAGAAGAACUAGGGAGUGGUUAGAAGGUGCGAAAUUUGACCGGUGUCUGCUCCUCGUGGUUUUUCUCACUCUAUCUUAUUCCAUAUUUUUGGUUCUUAACCAAAUGGAAGUCUUUCAGUUUCUCCUUUCUAAGGCAUUCAUAGCCGCGGGAAGCCGCACCAUCUCGUCUUUAUUGAUCAAGAUGGGCUUCUCAGGCGGGCUAGCCUUUGCUUUUGGAUUUGCGGUGAGGGCGCUCUUCUCGGGUGGUACGGAGGUAGUCUGUGGGAUGGAUGAGAGGAAUACGCCGGCUUACCCGGACGACUCAAAAUCUACGUCUUCAUCGCCUUCGAAGAAGAAGGCGGGCUCUCUUAAAGUUCAUGCUUCCUCCUCGCCUUGCUCUCAUACUUCCUUCCUGCACUGUCCCGGCUCUGUCAAUCCUGCAAUCCAGCCUGCUUUCGCUUACGCUUAG